CUCCUCUCCUUACUCUAAAAAUCACACUUCCCAGAUGCCAUAUUGGCACAUUCUCUCUCUCACACACACACACAGUAACCUCACUCUCAUCAGAAAAAAGAAAAGAAGCAGCCAAACACUCUUUUCGCCUUAAACUUCUUCCUCAACAACGAAGUACCCCAUUUCACACUUGUAGUAAAGCUUUAAGCAGCCCACUGAACCAAAAACCAACCUUCCUUCCUUCCUUCUCACAAAAAUCCUUGGUCUUCCCAGGCACAAAGGAAUAAUAUCUGAGACUGAUUCCAUUCUAUCAUUACCGCCUUUCGCCAACUUUCCUUUUUUUCAGCAAAUUUUCCAGUGCCCAUUCUUUUCCUUUUUUAGCCUAUGACAAUUGAUUAAGUUACUAGAAAACCCUCUAUGGAUUCUUCCUUCUCCAAUAUUUUUAGCCCAGUUUUUCUCUCUAUUAGCUGACAGCACAACUCAGGAGAGAAUUAGAGAACCCAAUAAUUUAAGAACAGCGGCUGUUAUAUAGCGUCUAGAGCGACCGGGUUUUUCUCUGCGUUUGUGGAAACAAUGGAGAAAAAACAAGGGUUCUUUUCUGCUUUAAAGGAGGAGGUGGUUAGGGGUUUAUCACCGGCUAGGACACGAUCAAAGAGUCCAGCGAGGAGUGCCUCACCCAUGGCGGCUCUGCUACGGAGGAAGAAGUCCAGUGGCGGCGGCGGCGGCGGCGGAGGUAGUAGCAGCAGCAGCUACGUUGCGAAUACCGAUGCUCUAAUUGCGAGAUCGGGGAGUAUGAGGCCUUUGGGUGGAGAGACUCUGACGCCGUUAAUUGAAGGUCCGGAUCCAGACGGUGGUGAAAUUGGUGGGUCGAAGCGGGUCGGGUUGGGACAAUGGAUGAAGGUUCAGCUCUCUCGUGCCCCAUCCGUUACGUCCAACGGGUACGGUAACAAUCAGCAGCAGGGGAUUAACAACAGCAACUACCCCAAUAACAACAACAAGAGGUCUGAUCUGAGGUUAUUGCUGGGUGUAAUGGGUGCGCCUCUUGCCCCGGUUCAUGUUAGCGCCAUGGACCCAUUGCCUCAUCUCAGCAUCAAAGACACUCCAAUUGAAACCUCUUCAGCCCAAUACAUAUUGCAGCAGUAUACUGCAGCAUCUGGUGGUCAAAAGGUCCAGAACUCUAUCAGGAAUGCAUAUGCUAUGGGCAAGCUGAAAAUGGUAGCCUCCGAGUUUGAAACCGCCACCAAGGUUGUCAAGAAUAGGAAUGCUGCAAGAGCUGCUGAAUCAGGAGGUUUUGUCCUGUGGCAGAUGAAUCCUGACAUGUGGUAUGUGGAGCUUGCAGUUGGUGGUAGCAAGGUGCAUGCUGGAUGCAAUGGAAAGCUGGUUUGGAGGCAUACACCUUGGCUUGGGGCUCACACUGCAAAAGGACCAGUUAGGCCUUUACGACGUGCUCUUCAGGGUCUUGACCCAAGAACAACAGCCAGUAUGUUUGCAGAUGCCAGGUGCAUUGGAGAGAAGAAAAUUAAUGGAGAGGAUUGCUUCAUUCUGAAGCUUUGUGCUGAUCCGCAAACGCUUAAGGCAAGGAGUGAAGGACCAGCAGAGAUCAUAAGGCAUGUUCUCUUUGGCUAUUUCAGCCAGAAGACUGGCCUUCUUGUUCACAUGGAAGAUUCACAUCUUACCCGCAUCCAGACUAAUGGUGGUGAUGCUGUCUAUUGGGAGACUACGAUUAACUCAUUUUUAGAGGACUAUCAUCCCGUUGAAGGUAUAAUGAUUGCUCACUCUGGUCGUUCUGUGGUUACACUAUUCCGGUUUGGGGAGAUGGCGAUGAGCCAUACAAAGACCAGGAUGGAAGAAGCUUGGACUAUUGAGGAGGUGGCUUUCAAUGUUCCUGGCUUAUCUUUGGAUUGUUUUAUUCCUCCGGCUGAUUUAAGAUCUGGGACUGUAAGUGAAGCCUGUGAACUCCCUGCAGAUGAAAAGGCAAAGAAUGCUCUAGUGCUCGCUGCACAUAGGGCGAAAGUUGUUGCCUUGGAGAAAACACACGGUAGCAACGUUGAUAACGUAUUCUGGAAAGUUGAGAUCUAACCUAAUAGUAUUAUGCUUCAAUUGUUUAUAUGGGUAGGCAGUUUCUAAUAAUCUAACAGAGUAGAGUUAGUAGCAAAGUAAAAGGAGAUUUCAGUAGUUGGUUGAGCCUCUACUCUGUGAGUAGAGCGUAAGUUAUUCACAAGUUCUGCUCGAGCCUGGAUGAAUACUAAUCCUCUCAAUGCAGACAGAAUCCAGCUAUGGUGUUGGAGCUCAGUUUUCCCAGUUUAAGGAUAGAGCAAGUGGAGGUUAAUUUUAUUUGUUUGCCUUCCUCUAGUGAAUGAAGUUUGUGUCAUGGUAAAGCUCGAAUUUUUCGCUGAGCCAUUGACCUUUUUUUUACUGUGGAUCUCAUACUAAUUUGACUGUCAAAUUGUAUACGGCAGUUAGAAGGAAUCUAGAUGAGGUUGAUAGAUCAGCAAUAGUGUCUGUUUUUAUUGGUUCUUUUUUUUUCCGAUGCUUUUUCGAGUAGUGGAUCUUGCUUACCUCAUAACUACAUGCAAGAUAUUGCUUUAUUUCAUUUUUGUGAUGGGCUCGGAGAAUGAGGUUUCUCUUGUUAGUCUUUCAUGUUAGUGGAAAGUAGGAAAGGUGAUGGGUGGCAAAUUGGCUAAUAAUGCAGCCAUUUGCUGGUAGGCAAUAACAACCAAGUUGCUUCAGAUAGGGGGUUUUCUGGUUUGUACUUGGGACAUUUUGUCAGUAGUGUCAAGAACAUUGUUUGCAGCAUAAAUUGCUUAUCCGAUAUGAUCAUAGCAUCUUCUCUUUAUGAGCUUUAUGCUUUCUACCAUAAGGGAACCGAAUUUACUGUUAUCAUACAACACAUCUCCCUCAGAGUAAACCGAAGAUAAUUGCUUCUCAUCUAAAACAGUUUUAGCCUUGUAAACUUGGCAGUUGUUUCUGCUCUGUUCAGAUUUGGAUCAAGAAAACCGAUGUGGAUUGGAAUGUUUCGACAAUUCCAAAGGAUGAGGAUUAGAAUAUGUUGCACUGUGAAGUCUGUGAGAUUUGACUAAAAUUACAUCAUAACGUGCCUUUUCUUGCCAUACUUUACAAAGCUUUUUAUCUCUGACUCUGAGCAUUGAACCCAGCCCCCAUUUCCCUUUGUUCUGUAAAGCGACCUCCUCGUUCAAGGGUAUUAUUUUCCCCCCUCAGUCUGAGGCUGAACUCGAAGCGUGUGGAAGAAUGAUCAUUGCAACAAAGGCACGGGGUAAAAGGUGUUCCCCAACUGCAUGUGAUUUCCUCAACAUCCCCGGACUGCUUUUCGCCAUUUUCAUCUUCUUUCUUUCUUUCUUUCUUUCCUCUCGUUCUUUGUUUGUGCUUUUCUCAAAGUGACAUGCAAUGUGUCUUUUGCAGUCAGUAUCUUCUCCACUUCUUUACUCUACC
Messenger RNA from Oldenlandia corymbosa var. corymbosa, 3429 nucleotides. Lineage: Eukaryota; Viridiplantae; Streptophyta; Magnoliopsida; Gentianales; Rubiaceae. The record is from the annotation of a GenBank genome assembly.